Neltuma alba is the source of this 1677-nucleotide messenger RNA. RefSeq names its product polyubiquitin. Gene Ontology annotation, molecular function: protein binding. Lineage: Eukaryota; Viridiplantae; Streptophyta; Magnoliopsida; Fabales; Fabaceae. The record is from RefSeq and is a predicted model, not a curated record. The coding region runs from base 100 to 1476 and encodes 458 amino acids. The transcript has a single exon.
UCCGUGCUUUCUCAUCAGAAGCAGCGGCUUUCGUGAGUGCCGAUCUUUCAUCUAUAAUUCCCUCUGUGCAGUUAUUGUUCUUUCUUUUUGGUUCUCAAGAUGCAGAUCUUCGUGAAAACUUUGACCGGCAAGACAAUCACCCUCGAGGUGGAAAGCUCCGAUACUAUCGACAACGUGAAGGCGAAGAUCCAAGAUAAGGAAGGUAUCCCUCCGGAUCAGCAGAGGCUUAUCUUCGCCGGCAAGCAGUUGGAGGACGGUCGUACUCUCGCCGACUACAAUAUUCAGAAGGAAUCCACGCUUCACCUCGUUCUCCGAUUGAGGGGCGGCAUGCAGAUCUUCGUCAAAACCCUAACCGGGAAGACGAUCACUCUUGAGGUGGAGAGUUCGGACACCAUUGAUAAUGUUAAAGCCAAGAUCCAGGACAAGGAAGGUAUUCCCCCAGAUCAGCAGAGGCUAAUUUUCGCUGGUAAGCAGUUAGAAGAUGGCCGAACCCUAGCCGAUUACAACAUACAGAAAGAAUCGACUCUUCAUCUUGUUCUUCGAUUGAGGGGUGGUAUGCAAAUCUUCGUCAAAACCUUGACGGGAAAGACCAUCACUCUUGAGGUGGAGAGCUCCGAUACGAUCGAUAAUGUCAAAGCUAAGAUCCAGGAUAAGGAAGGUAUUCCCCCAGACCAGCAGAGACUCAUCUUUGCCGGAAAGCAAUUGGAGGAUGGGCGAACCCUCGCCGAUUAUAACAUACAGAAAGAAUCAACCCUUCACCUAGUCCUUCGGUUGAGGGGUGGCAUGCAGAUCUUUGUCAAGACCUUGACUGGGAAGACUAUUACUUUGGAGGUUGAGAGUUCUGAUACUAUUGACAACGUGAAAGCCAAGAUCCAGGAUAAAGAAGGUAUUCCCCCGGAUCAACAGAGAUUGAUCUUCGCUGGUAAACAAUUGGAAGACGGCCGUACACUUGCUGAUUACAAUAUCCAGAAGGAGUCUACGCUUCACCUAGUGCUUCGUCUUCGUGGAGGAAUGCAGAUUUUCGUCAAGACACUCACAGGGAAAACCAUCACUUUGGAAGUGGAGAGUUCCGACACUAUCGACAAUGUGAAGGCAAAGAUUCAGGACAAGGAAGGUAUCCCACCUGACCAGCAGCGUUUGAUUUUCGCCGGAAAGCAAUUGGAGGACGGGAGGACUCUUGCGGAUUAUAAUAUCCAGAAAGAGUCGACUCUUCAUCUAGUGCUUCGUUUGCGUGGAGGUAUGCAGAUUUUCGUUAAGACGCUCACUGGAAAGACUAUCACUUUGGAAGUCGAGAGCUCGGAUACAAUUGAUAAUGUGAAGGCGAAAAUUCAAGAUAAGGAGGGGAUCCCGCCGGACCAACAACGUCUCAUCUUCGCUGGAAAACAGCUUGAGGACGGUCGCACGCUUGCUGAUUAUAACAUUCAGAAGGAAUCUACUCUUCAUCUUGUGCUUCGUCUUCGUGGUGGGGAUAUCUAGGGAAGUUGCUGUUGGUUUCAUAUUUUAGAUUUGUGUCCGUGUCCGUGUCCGUGUUAAUGUUGUGCAGAUGUUAUUCUGCGUAGUUAUGGAGUCAUCGGAAGUUGUUAAUGCUCCGGUCAUCUAAACGCGUCCUUUACAAUGUUGAUGUUUUCUAUUUGAAUAAAUGAAUGCUUACUCUCAGUAUAAUGUUUUUACUUGGUU